Molecule: messenger RNA, 1611 nt
Organism: Punica granatum (pomegranate)
Lineage: Eukaryota; Viridiplantae; Streptophyta; Magnoliopsida; Myrtales; Lythraceae
Source: RefSeq, a predicted model, not a curated record
CCCCACCGUUACUAGCAGCCAAUAUUCUUCAGGUCGUUGCCUUCUGCAAGGACUACUACUGCUGGCGGUCCAACAUAACACCCUCACCUCUCUCUCUCUCUCUCUUCCAUUUCACGCCUCCGCUUCCUUAAUCAGUCCCAUAGUAUCUUCGAUCACUCCGUGUCUUCUUCUUCUUCAUCAUCAUCAUCAUCAUCAAUCAGUCUGGUAAGAAAUGGAGCGUUAUGAGAUACUGAGGGAUAUCGGGUCGGGCAACUUCGGAGUGGCCAAAUUGGUGAAGGACAAGUGGACUGGUGAGCUCUACGCUGUCAAGUACAUCGAGAGAGGUCAAAAGAUUGAUCAGCACGUGCAGAGGGAGAUUAUGAACCAUCGCUCUUUGAAGCAUCCAAACAUCAUAAGGUUUAAGGAGGCUCUUUAUCUGCAGGUUCUGCUCACACCGACCCAUCUUGCCAUCGUCAUGGAAUAUGCAGCUGGAGGCGAGCUCUUCGAACGGAUCUGUAAUGCCGGUAGAUUCGGCGAAGACGAGGCAAGAUUUUUCUAUCAACAACUUAUAUCGGGAGUCAGUUACUGCCACUCGAUGCAAAUUUGCCAUAGGGAUCUUAAGCUCGAGAACACACUUUUAGAUGGAAGCACAGCACCGAGGCUCAAGAUAUGCGAUUUCGGCUACUCCAAGUCCUCUGUGUUGCAUUCACAACCCAAAUCUACAGUUGGAACGCCUGCAUACAUUGCACCGGAGGUCCUGUCGACAAAGGAGUAUGAUGGGAAGAUUGCUGAUGUUUGGUCUUGUGGGGUCACCCUCUACGUGAUGCUUGUGGGAGCUUACCCGUUCGAAGACCCAGAAGAUCCAAGAAACUUCAGAAAGACAAUUCAGCGAAUCCUGAGCGUCCACUAUUCCAUUCCUGAUUAUGUCCGAGUUUCAAUCGAAUGUAAGCAUCUCCUGUCUCGAAUAUUCGUGGCUAAUCCUGAGAAGAGAAUAACGAUCCCCGAAAUCAAGCAGCAUCCGUGGUUCCUGAAGAACUUGCCAAUAGAAUUCACGGACGAUGGGAUUGUGAUGUUACAGAAUGACAGCCUUGGUGAAUCUACGCAAAGCAUGGAAGAGAUUUUAUCUGUAGUUCAAGAGGCAAGGAAGCCCGGGGAUGUUCCAAGAGCUGGUGGCGGUUUAUUGCUUGGAGGCAGCAUGGAUCUCGAUGACAUCGAGGCAGACGCCGACAUAGACGAUAUAGAGAUGAGCGGAGAUUUUGUGUGCGCCCUAUGACUUUGGACUCAAGGACUUGGAGCGAAAUCUUAAGGACGAAAGACACUUUAAAUUUAAAAAAAAAAAAAAAGAAAAAAAAGAGGGGAUGUAGGUGCGGAUAAGGUUUGUUUUUUAUGGAGGGGAUCAGAUGGUCUACGCUGUCUAUGCCCGUUUCUCAAUUGGAAGCUUCUCCUUCUGGCCUUGCUUGAGUUUUAUGAGAUAAUAUCCUGAUGUACAUGUCUGUAUUUAUAAAUAUGUAACUGUGACUCUGCACAUAGUCAUAGAUCAAAAGAAUGUGCAACUUCAGUUGCCUUUUCCCGGAAGAGCCGAGAAGUUUGUUUGUGUAAUAUUUAUCGAUAAGCCCCUGGGUGAUUUGAGAA